AUGGCCUUCCAGAUCACCGACUCUGACUUGACCGCACUCGAAGAGUCGCUCUUGAACAAGAACGGCGAUGUCCUCCUGCACAACCGAUUUCGCGCGCUGUUUACUCUCAAAUCGCUCAAGUCAGACGAUGCUGUUCGGGUGAUCUCAGCUGGAUUUGACGACCCUUCUGCGCUGCUCAAGCAUGAGCUAGCUUACUGUCUUGGACAGAUGAAGCGACCCUCUGCCUUACCGACGCUCGAGCGGGUGCUUCGAGACACAUCUGAGGACCCGAUGGUGCGACAUGAGGCUGCAGAAGCAAUGGGGGCCAUCUCAGCGUCGACUUCGCUUCCGAUCUUGAAAGAAUUUCUUGACGAUGAAAAUCGCUCUGUGCGAGAGACCUGCGAGAUCGCAAUUGCCAAAAUCGAAUGGGAUGGCUCUGCAGAGGGCAAACAACAUUCAGAAACAAUAUCAGACGAGGAACAUAUCCCUCUCUACACCUCCAUUGACCCUGCUCCACCAUCUUCGGGGCUCUUGGUGGGAGCGCCAAAGCCUGAGGCUGUCUCUGACGAAAACAUCGCCGUUCUAAAACAAAAAUUACUAGACACUCAACUUCCCCUCUUUGAGCGAUAUCGGGCAAUGUUUGGUCUGCGAAACAUCGGAACGCCUACUGCUGUCGAGGCGCUUGCAUCUGGUUUCUCUGAUGAUAGCGCCCUUUUCAAACACGAGAUCGCAUUCGUAUUCGGGCAGCUUCUCUCCACACACUCCGUCCCCGCGCUUCUCCGCGUCCUCCAGAAUUCGGGGGAAUCGGACAUGGUGCGUCACGAGGCAGCAGAGGCCCUCGGUGGUAUUGGGACUCCAGAGGUUCUGCCAUAUCUGAAGGAAUGGAUGGCGCGGGACGAUGCACCGCUGGUAGUGCGGCAAAGCUGUCAAGUCGCGAUUGAUAUGUGGGAGCAUGAAAACUCCGGGGAGUUCCAGUAUGCGAACGGCUUGGUCGGGAGUGUCGGCGCUUGA
Messenger RNA from Mycena indigotica, 990 nucleotides. RefSeq names its product Deoxyhypusine hydroxylase. Gene Ontology annotation, molecular function: deoxyhypusine monooxygenase activity. The transcript is spliced from 6 exons. Bases 1 to 990 code for a protein of 329 amino acids. Gene Ontology annotation, biological process: peptidyl-hypusine biosynthetic process. The record is from RefSeq and is a predicted model, not a curated record. NCBI's taxonomy places the organism in Eukaryota, Fungi, Basidiomycota, Agaricomycetes, Agaricales, Mycenaceae.